AUGGACAAGGAUUUGGGACUAGUCGUCAUAGUAAACAUUUUUUACCUUGCCAAGACCUACGCAAUGGUACUAGAAUCAACACUGUUGGACAGGCCGGUGGGUAUUUUCCGCGGUAAAUACGAGUGGGCGAAUGAAAACAGUCUUGACGGAGGCGACUGCUCAUUAUGGGUGCACGCUGCCACUCACCAGCUAGACGAUGGACAGUGGCAAUGUCAAGUCACCGCCAGCAACUUCCAUUUGCAGGAUGCCCUUUCCAGCCCGCCAGCUAAAUUGUUGGUUCUGUUGGCUCCAAAAUCGCCUCUAAUAUUCUUCAAGGACUCUCGCGAGUUGCCAGGACACAGACUCACGGUAGCAGCUGGGAACAGAGUUACGAUCGUCUGUGAGGUUGCAUAUGGUAACCCACCGUCGUAUAUCGAGUGGUUUUUAGAAAAAGAUCGCCUGACAGGAUGGCCACAAACCAACUCCUCAGAAGUGGAAAAUACACUAGUUGGGACACCGCGUUCCUUUCUAGAAAUUGAAUUCUCCAAAUCAUCCAAUGGCCGCCAGCUGGUCUGCAGAGCUCAUUACCCAUCAUAUCCCUCGCCUUACUACAAGGAUUAUUUUAUGAUGCUGAAUGUUACAUACGCUCCAGAAGUUUCUGUAAGUGGAAGUGACGAGAGCAGCCUGGCCAAUUUAGAAGAGGGUCUGAGUGCUCUCACCCUGGAGUGCCGAGCUGACGGCAACCCCAGCCCCUAUGUGUGGUGGACCAAGAACGGUCAAGUUAUCUCUACGAAGGGAGCAAAUCUGAUCCUUGUUCCAGUAUCUAGGAAUGAUUCUGGUAAAUACGGCUGCCACGCAAGAAAUUUUUUAGGGGAAUCCGUACCAGCGCAGAUAGAGAUUGAUAUAAAGUAUCCUCCACGAGUGAUUUGGGUGGGACCAAGCACAGUAAUAGAAGCGAACCUGUUCUCUCAACUUACACUGGAUUGCAAAGCUGAAGGCAAUCCCUCACCCUCUUACGCCUGGUUUUACAACUCACCGUCAUCGGCCCAUAUCAACCCACAACAGGACAGCAAGUCUCGAAUCUCGGAGACCCCUCGCAUAGAACUGCUCAACGUCUCGUACCACCAUCAAGGGUGGUACAUCUGUGUGGCUACCAACCAGAUCGCAUCGGAGGAUCGGUGAAAUAUCUUUUUAUUGCCUUAUAAAUAUAAUUUAACGUUUAG
Helicoverpa armigera (cotton bollworm) is the source of this 1202-nucleotide messenger RNA. RefSeq names its product hemicentin-1-like. The transcript is spliced from 8 exons. Lineage: Eukaryota; Metazoa; Arthropoda; Insecta; Lepidoptera; Noctuidae. Bases 1 to 1161 code for a protein of 386 amino acids. The record is from RefSeq and is a predicted model, not a curated record. Gene Ontology annotation, cellular component: cell-cell junction; plasma membrane. Gene Ontology annotation, molecular function: cell adhesion molecule binding. Gene Ontology annotation, biological process: cell-cell adhesion.